UACAUACAUACAUACAUACAUACUUAUGUAGUAGUCAAUGAGUAAGUAGAGGGUACAUGCCUUGUCACUAAAUAUAGGCCCAAGGAGAGUGUCGCGCAUGACUAAGGUGGUGUACCCCACCCCCACGCAUCGGCCUGGGCAGAAGCAGCUCUUGAUGACAAGCACUGGCCCGUGGUCAUUAAUAAUAUGACAAUGAGUUGGUCAUAUAAGCUUUUUCCACAACCUGGCUAGUUGAGAACCCCGAAUUGCCGAGAAUGAAGAGGAGGGCGGCCUUGGAAAUGCUGCGCCUUGCAAACUCUUCAUUCAUCCAAGUUGUGAUGGCAUCCCUCUUUUUAAGUACUUAGGUAGUUAGGUACCUGGUUAGCGACCUUACAGUUACCUACAGUUAGACUUGACCUGCGCAAGUUACCUAAAUCCUCCCUCUACCUCUCCAUAAAGCAACAUCCCUAAGGAUUCUUACAUAGUACACGCCCGACCACCGGGUCUUACUUGCUUACAUACCCUACUGAACACAACUUCUGCCUUGGACUGCACGUGUACACAACUCAAUUCACAGUCUUUUCACUUCACAGACUGCCCGCAGCCCUCCCAUUGAUCGAUUACCUCAUCCUGCCUCUACACACCCCGGCGGCGCAAUGACGCCUGGAUCCGACGAUAGAAACGCCAGUGGUAGUGGUAGUGGCGGUGGGAUUGGCAGUGGGAUUGGAGGUGGAGGAGCCGAGGUCGACAGACCACAGCACAGAGACACGCCCGAUCUUCCCUCGUUCUACUCACCAUGCUCGCAACCCGUUCGAGACACCAGCGCCCACCAUGCUGUACGAGAGCCCUUUUCCCUGUCGCCCGCCGCGCCCGCCUCGCCCUCUUCGCCCUCUUCGCCACCAACUCUCGGAGUGCCAUCCGUGACACUGAACGCCCUCGGCUCGAGCGACGCUGCCCUCCUGCCGCCGUCCCUCCUAUCGCCCGCCUUCACACCUCCCGCCACCCCCGGCACUACCACACCCCGCAGCGAGCAGCCCCGCAGCGUCCCUGUCGACUCGUCCAUACCGUCCGGCGGCUGCGGCACCAAGAAACCCCGCCUCCUUGAGACCCUGCCCGACGUGCGAUGCGUCGUGCGCGCACGCAUACCCACCACCGGCGGCACCGAGAUGUUCCUCCACCUCUACACAAACGACGUCGACAACAAGGAACAUCUGGCUAUCGUCUUCGGGCCACAUAUCCGGAGCACAUCGCUCGACGAGCCGAGAGAAGGAGAGACAGAGAUGGAUCGCAUGGUGCGAGGCGCCUACACGGGACGCCUAUACCCCGGCAGGACACAGAGCGGCAUGAUAGGCGGCCCCGUGAGCCCGCCAGAUUCCGACGGUAGCAGCAGCAGCAACGACCCGCCCCUCGUGCGCAUACAUUCGGAAUGCUACACGGGCGAGACAGCCUGGUCUGCGCGCUGUGAUUGUGGCGAGCAGCUGGACGAGGCGGCGCGGCUCAUGUCCCUGCCCAGCGCCAAGUCAGGUGGCAUCAUCAUCUACCUGCGUCAAGAAGGCCGCGGCAUCGGCCUCGGCGAGAAGCUGAAGGCGUAUAAUCUCCAAGAUCUCGGCUCCGACACGGUCGAGGCGAAUUUGCUGUUACGACACCCUGCUGAUGCCCGUAGUUACGGCCUUGCAACGGCUAUGCUGCUUGAUCUGGGCCAGAAGGAUGUGAGGCUCCUGACGAAUAAUCCGGAUAAGAUUCGCGCUGUCGAGGGGCCGAAUCGCGAGAUCCGCGUCACGGAACGCGUGGCUAUGGUGCCGCUGAGCUGGAAGGGGAAGGGGGGCUUCAGGAGUCGGGAGGUGGAGGGGUAUUUGAAGACCAAGAUCGAAAAGAUGGGCCAUAUGCUGGAUAUGGGUGGUCUCUAAGGAGAAAAAAAAAAGAUGAGAUUACAAUAUUACAAUCAUCAAUGUAGAUAUAGAUAUAUAUGCAUCAUGUGUAGAUUACAUGCGUCUUUUUUUCCUUACUUAUGCAAGUACUAGGUAACUAGGAACACAUACUUUAUUUUGUCACUCGUUUUGUCACGUCAUGUCAUGUCAUAACGAGGUCGAACCAUAUAGAAGUGGCGUUUUGGGCAUGGGGGAGUAAGUAGGAUCAAAAAUUCUCCAAGAAAAGAAGCGGAAGAAAUGCCUACGGAAUAGCGAAAUAAUUCAUUCUCAAGCCUUUUCUUUGGCAUUUCAUGCAAUGUGAUGAAGUGUAUACUUGUAUGAAUCCAUAUAUG
Xylaria bambusicola is the source of this 2239-nucleotide messenger RNA. Its product is annotated as GTP cyclohydrolase II-domain-containing protein. Gene Ontology annotation, molecular function: GTP cyclohydrolase II activity. Gene Ontology annotation, biological process: riboflavin biosynthetic process. The record is from RefSeq and is a predicted model, not a curated record. The coding region runs from base 636 to 1886 and encodes 416 amino acids. The transcript has 2 exons. NCBI's taxonomy places the organism in Eukaryota, Fungi, Ascomycota, Sordariomycetes, Xylariales, Xylariaceae.